Molecule: messenger RNA, 861 nt
Organism: Cooperia oncophora
Lineage: Eukaryota; Metazoa; Nematoda; Chromadorea; Rhabditida; Trichostrongylidae
Source: the annotation of a GenBank genome assembly
AUGCAUUUGGAUUCGCUUACCGAAGAUCUGGAACGUUCUCGUGCCUCCAACCAAAUACCAACAACCGCAGCACCACCAACGACACCAUCGACAAGUGUCAAUUGCGCAAACGGCGGCAGUCCACUCUAUCAGGGUACCGUUAACUCGACAUGCUUCUGUCCUGAGCUGUUCCACGGAAGGGAGUGCAAUUUGGUGAACUGUAUGAAUGGCGGUACACCAUUACCAGGAAAUUUGCAGUGCCAGUGUCCUCCAGGUUUCCAAGGAACCAACUGUGAAAUCGUGACAUGCUCGAGCGAUGUUGGUCAAUAUCUUACUGAUUACAAAACGCUUGUCGUAGUACUCAGAACAACGAAAUCGAUGAGCCAGUAUGUCUCUCAAAUCGUCAACGCCAUUACCGCCGAGGUGGAAAAUAACGCUGUCUUCGAUUACAACGUGUACAAUGGCUACGUGCUGGUGAAAUUCGGCAAUGGCCAGUACGACACGACUUACUAUGCGGGAGGACUAUACCAGAAUUUCCUCAACGACAUCAUGUCUGCCAUCUACACGAAUACCACAGGUGGUUGCGAUGAGGCGACAUUCGAUCCUAUUGCCAGUAUUUUCUUAGAGCCUGUCUAUCCGAAAUCAGCCAUUUAUGUUUUCACGGAUGUUAUCGCUUCUGACUCUGAUGGAUGGCGUAAAGUGGCCGAGUCAAACACGCGAAGGAAGCUGCCGAUCUACAUGAACAUUCUGCCAAACAGUGAUUGCCCAGUGAACGAAUUUUCAGAAGGAUAUCGAGCCCUAGUUCGUGCUUCUGCAUUAGCGGUGGUCUUGUUCAAACUCCGACGUUGCAGUCUCUUGAAAAGAUAUUCGAAUUCACGAUGA